Messenger RNA from Rattus norvegicus (Norway rat), 2542 nucleotides. It is a transcript of the gene Pth2r, whose product is annotated as parathyroid hormone 2 receptor. The record is from RefSeq and is marked reviewed. Gene Ontology annotation, molecular function: G protein-coupled receptor activity; transmembrane signaling receptor activity. Gene Ontology annotation, biological process: G protein-coupled receptor signaling pathway; cell surface receptor signaling pathway. Gene Ontology annotation, cellular component: membrane; plasma membrane. The coding region runs from base 218 to 1858 and encodes 546 amino acids. The transcript is spliced from 13 exons. Lineage: Eukaryota; Metazoa; Chordata; Mammalia; Rodentia; Muridae.
CCCCCUCCCGCAGCUGUCCUCUGUAGAAGGCGGGACCACCCAGAGCCCUCAGGACCGGGAUUCCCAGACUCCGGGCGCAGGCAGCCAGACCCCCGAGAGUCCUGGUUGUGCCUCCAGCUGCCCAGCGGCGCCUCGCUCCCCAUCACAAGUUUGGUCCAUACUGGAUAAGUAAGCUAGUCUGGGAUACCGACUGCUUGUGCCUUAGGAGGGUUUGGACAUGCCCUGGCUGGAAGCUUUACCCUACAUCUGUGGAUGGCUGAUUCUCCGUAGCUGUCUCCUGGUUGGAGCGCAGCUGGAUUCUGAUGGCACCAUCACUAUAGAGGAGCAGAUUGUUCUUGUUAUGAAGGCUAAAAUGCAAUGUGAACUCAACAUCACAGCUCAGUUCCAAGAAGGAGAGGGCAAUUGCUUCCCAGAAUGGGAUGGACUCAUUUGUUGGCCUAGAGGAACGGCGGGGAAAACGUCAGCUAUGCCCUGUCCUUCAUAUGUUUAUGAUUUCAAUCACAAAGGAGUUGCUUUCCGGCACUGCACUCCCAAUGGAACGUGGGAUUUUAUUCAUGGCUCAAAUAAAACCUGGGCUAACUAUUCAGACUGCUUUCUGCAGCCUGAUAUCAACAUAGGAAAGCAAGAGUUCUUUGAAAACCUCUACAUCCUGUACACUGUCGGCUAUUCCAUCUCUUUUGGCUCCUUGGCAGUAGCCAUUCUCAUCAUUGGCUAUUUCAGGCGGUUGCAUUGCACUAGGAACUAUAUCCACUUGCAUUUGUUUGUGUCCUUCAUGCUGAGAGCCAUGAGCAUCUUUGUCAAGGACAGAGUAGCCCAGGCUCACCUGGGAGUAGAGGCACUGCAGUCUCUGGUGAUGCAGGGUGACCUUCAGAACUUCAUUGGAGGACCAUCUGUGGACAAAUCUCAGUAUGUGGGGUGCAAGAUCGCUGUCGUGAUGUUUAUUUAUUUCUUGGCUACAAACUAUUAUUGGAUCCUGGUGGAAGGGCUCUACCUGCAUAACUUAAUCUUUGUGUCUUUCUUUUCUGACACCAAAUACCUGUGGGGCUUCAUCUUGAUAGGCUGGGGAUUUCCAGCGGUAUUUGUUGUGGCCUGGGCAGUAGCACGAGCCACUCUGGCGGAUACCAGGUGUUGGGAACUUAGUGCUGGAGACAGGUGGAUUUACCAGGCUCCAAUCUUGGCGGCUAUUGGGCUGAAUUUUAUUCUGUUCCUGAAUACAGUUAGAGUUCUUGCUACUAAAAUUUGGGAGACCAAUGCUGUUGGGCAUGACAUGAGAAAGCAGUACAGGAAACUGGCUAAGUCAACGCUGGUCCUGGUGCUGGUGUUUGGUGUGCAUUACAUCGUGUUCAUCUGCCAGCCGCACUCCUUCUCGGGGCUCUGGUGGGAGAUCCGUAUGCACUGCGAGCUCUUCUUCAACUCCUUCCAGGGAUUCUUCGUGUCUAUUGUCUAUUGCUACUGCAACGGAGAGGUACAGGCUGAGGUGAAGAAGACCUGGACUCGUUGGAAUCUGUCCAUCGACUGGAAAAAGGCGCCGCCUUGUGGCGGCCACAGGUACGGCUCGGUGCUCACCACUGUCACACACAGCACCAGCAGCCAGUCACAGAUGGGACCAAGCACACGCCUGGUGCUCAUCUCUAGCAAACCCGCCAAGACUGCCUGCAGACAGAUCGACAGUCAUGUGACUCUACCUGGCUACGUCUGGAGUAGUUCUGAGCAGGACUGUCAACCACAAUCUACCCCGGAGGAGACUAAAAAAGGUCAUGGGCGACAGGAAGAUGAUAGUCCAGUGGGGGAGUCUUCCAGGCCAGUAGCAUUCACCAUAGACACGGAAGGAUGCAAGGGAGAAUCCCACCCUAUCUGAAUCACCAUUUGCAGCUCUUGUGGAUUGGCGGAUCUGGCUGUGUGGGAGGACCUAAGUUGGAAGACUGGAAUUCUGAAAUAAGGCGUCGCUUAAACAUUUCCAGUUUCUAUGAGUGGGUUUUUUUUAUAAUACUUUCUCUGUGGUUAUUAUUAUUUUGCUUUUAUUGGAUAAGAAAGGUUUCAAACGCCUGGCUCUACCUUUUUUUCCCCUCAUUAAUGUCACCCCGAAUAUGAUGAGGAUAUUUAGUUUGCAUCAUUUUCCUUUCAAGAAAUCACUAACCUUUAUGUUUCGCAUUUUAAUGACCUUCUGCUGUCACAUUCAUUUUGUCUAUGUACUGGAACAAUCUAAGAAAGUACAUUGGAAAACUAAAAUUCUAAGACCAACUACAUUGGAAAAUCAAUUGGACAUUAAUAAAGCAAUGCAUUUCUGACAGUUAUGAUUGAUUCUAGGAGCAAAGAAAACCAUCCCAUUCUGCUUUUGAAUGUUUCCUUGUGUGACGAGUCAAACAUGCUCUUUGCUCUUUCUUGUAAACCAUGACAAGUCAAGAGUUUUCCCAGUAUUAGAAAGCUGAUGCUGUAUGGCCUCAUUUCUGCUAGCCCACAGGGCAACUUGUCUUUUUCUUUGUUUUUCUCUUGUUUGCUGUGUUACAGAUGGUGUGCGGGUUACAUUAAAAGUUAGUUUUAA